GCCGCACGCGGAAGAAGACCCGGGAGAUACAAGGUGCCGGGGAGAUGCCGGGGCCCGGAGAAACACCGGAACCGGACGAGGCAUUGCUGGCGACCAUCCCGGAAACUGGCGGGACGGGGAUCGUUGGGGACUACAUCUGCAACUCGCUUGUGAAGGAGAAGUGGGACGAGUAGCAGGCACGCCGUAUGGAGGAGAUGUACAGGCGCGAGAUGCAGGAGGUGUUGGGCCCGGAACAGCAGUCGUUCGGGGCCGAGGUCGACGCCAGCGGGUCUUCGCAACCACUCCCAGACCUACGGCUAAGUAUGACCUCGUCCAUCGGGCAGAAGCCGAGUGAUGUGGAAGCAGUACCGAUGACGUACAAGGAUGUGAUGUGUUCCAAGUGCAAGGUUUUCUGGGAGGCGGCCAUGAAAAAAGAGAUAGAUGACCACGACAAGACUGGAACAUUUACCAAGGUCAAGGAGCUGCCCGAGGGGCGGAAGGCCAUAGGUUCAAAGUGGGUGUUCUCUUGGAAGGCGAAUGAGAAGUGCCUGAUCGACUUCAAGGCCCGUAUGGUUGCGAGGGGUUCUCUCAAAUCCCCGGCAUCGACUUCCACCACUCAUCCUCAGUGUGCCCGUCUGCAGCGUCUAUCACGACGGUGAUUGCCGUGGCCACUGAAAGGGCAAGAAACUCGCUCGCUGGGAUGUGAAGCAAGCGUACAUCCACGUUAGA
Ectocarpus sp. CCAP 1310/34 is the source of this 708-nucleotide messenger RNA. NCBI's taxonomy places the organism in Eukaryota, Phaeophyceae, Ectocarpales, Ectocarpaceae. The record is from the annotation of a GenBank genome assembly.